Cooperia oncophora is the source of this 939-nucleotide messenger RNA. The record is from the annotation of a GenBank genome assembly. NCBI's taxonomy places the organism in Eukaryota, Metazoa, Nematoda, Chromadorea, Rhabditida, Trichostrongylidae.
AUGGGGUUCUGUGAGCUUUGUAAUAGCGAAUAUCCAGAUGGUGGAGAGUCUAAGUCAAUCCACGAGUCCGGAAGGCGACACAAGAGAUCAUUGGAACGUCAGGCCCAGGCUGCUGAGCUUCCUAAGAAGUCCGUGUUUGUUGCAUUGACGUUCAAACGUGGUGCUGGUGAUGAGGUACUUGAUCCCAAGGUCAUCGCUUCCGCUUUCAGCGCUUUCGGUGAAGUCACUCACGUCUCUUGCGGCUUUCUUCAAGACCACGCGUUUGUGGAAUUCGACGGUGAAGAUGCCGUUGAACGAGCGAAGGCAGCGAAAUCCAUAAAAAUAAACGAAUCAUUGACUGGCAUCAUUUAUGAACGACGUGUGACGUUUCACGAUGAGCAUGAUGGUCCCACAGUGGACCUGGAUGAGGUUAUCCAGCACGUCAACGAUUUAUGUUGUCGUGGCUUCUUAGCACAACUGGACAGAAUCUCUUCCUGCAUCGGGGUAACUGAGAAAGAGAUGCUACGCCGGAACACGUUCCGCAAACGAUUCGAAGAGCUGCUGUGUCGAUAUGUACAAGAUCCAAACGUCGUCCAAUUUGGAUCGGCUGUAACAGGUCUAGGAACGAAUGAUUCAGAUAUAGACCUGUGCCUCCUUUUCAAGGACGACACCACUUCACCCAUGAACGAAUUCGUACGUGAUGGAAAUACCCUACUAUCUUGUCCUCCAGAACAUUUUCAAGAGAAUCCUAUACAUCGGGAUGAGUUGAACGCUUUAUCGCUACGAGAACAAACGGAGGUGCUAUUCCGGGUACUGAAGGAAAUGAGAAGAGAGAAAAGUGGUUUCUUCAAGAGCCUGUAUAUUGUGUCUGAUGCUCGAUGUCCAGUAAUACGUUUUCGAUCCUAUGACAGACAUGUAAGUUUUCUUCGAUUUGUGAUUUUCUGUUAUUUCAAGCAGUAA